Aethalodelphis obliquidens (Pacific white-sided dolphin) is the source of this 4195-nucleotide messenger RNA. It is a transcript of the gene GAS2L3, whose product is annotated as growth arrest specific 2 like 3. The record is from RefSeq and is a predicted model, not a curated record. Lineage: Eukaryota; Metazoa; Chordata; Mammalia; Artiodactyla; Delphinidae. The transcript is spliced from 9 exons. Gene Ontology annotation, cellular component: actin filament. Gene Ontology annotation, biological process: actin crosslink formation. The coding region runs from base 369 to 2459 and encodes 696 amino acids. Gene Ontology annotation, molecular function: actin filament binding; cytoskeletal adaptor activity; microtubule binding.
CUGAGGGGCCAGAUGAGAGGAGGUACUCUGUGACCAAGCCAUUUUCUGUGAGAAGAGGAGCUUAGCCCCCCAGAGCUGUGAGACGCCAGGCGGAGGAAGGCGAGGCGGCCCUCGACUCAGAGGCCCGCGGGUCUCCUGCUUCCCGGCGGCUUGGGGGCGGGGCCUCCAGCCAAGCCCCCUCUCCGCCUUCUGAUUGGUUCCUUCGAAACAGGCGGCGGCGAACCGCUGCGAAGCUCGAGGCAGAGGCGGCGGCUGCGGCGGCGGUUGGGUAGGGGCGUGCCGGCCAGGCACAGAUUGAGCGAAAUGUCGCCCCACAGGGAGCAGUGACCCUCCUGCGCCUGGGCGGCAGCAGUAUCAUUUCAGCAUAGAUGACCAUGCUGCCUGCAAUUCAAGUGUGGUUUGGAGAAGACCUGCCUCUAAGUCCACGGAGUCCUCUGACCCCCAGACAUGGGCCAGGUUUGGCUGACGUUUGUCAGUAUGAUGAGUGGAUAGCUGUGAGGCAUGAAGCUACCCUGUUGCCCAUGCAGGAAGAUCUGUCGAUCUGGCUCUCUGGUUUAUUAGGUAUUGAAGUUAAGGCAGAAAGGUUAUUGGAAGAACUUGAUAAUGGAGUACUGUUAUGCCAACUGAUUGAUGUUCUUCAAAACACGGUGAAAACAUGCAACUCUGAAGAACCAGUGAAUUUUCCAAUGAGAAAAGUGCCCUGUAAGAAAGAUGCUGCAUCAGGUUCGUUCUUUGCUAGAGACAAUACUGCGAACUUCCUUCACUGGUGCAGGCACAUCGGGGUUGAUGAGACUUACCUCUUUGAAUCUGAAGGUUUAGUUUUGCACAAAGAUCCGAGACAGGUGUAUCUUUGUCUUCUUGAAAUUGGUCGAAUUGUGUCAAGCUAUGGGGUUGAGCCACCAGUAUUAGUAAAAUUUGAGAAAGAAAUUGAGCUAGAAGAGACCUUACUUAAUACUUCUGGGGCUGAAGAUUCCAUCAGCAUUCCAAAAUCAUGCUGUCAGCAUGAAGAGCUGCACGAAGCUGUUAAACACAUUGCUGAAGACCCUCCUUGUAGUUGUUCUCAUCGAUUUUCUAUUGAGUACUUAUCUGAAGGACGGUAUCGACUAGGAGAUAAAAUACUUUUUAUAAGAAUGCUUCACGGAAAACAUGUCAUGGUCCGUGUCGGUGGAGGCUGGGAUACUCUUCAAGGAUUUUUGCUUAAAUAUGACCCCUGUCGAAUAUUACAGUUUGCUACACUAGAACAGAAAAUUCUAGCAUUUCAAAAAGGAGUUUCUAAUGAAAGUGUGCCUGAUUCGUCCGCCAGAGCACCUCAGCCUCCUGAAAUGAAUCCUUUGUCAGCAGUUAGCAUGUUUCAGAAACAAAAUUCAAAACCUGGCACGCCAGUUGGUAUUCCAAGGAGCAAAGAGAAGCAGGUACGUCUGCCAGGUGUGUCGCCACCAGCAUCUUCCCUGAAAGGAGGCAAUCUGGCCUGUGGGUCAGUCCGUUCUAAAUUUCCAAAUUCUCCAGCAGUGUCCUCUCAUCUCAAACUCAGAUCUUCAAAGGACGUAACAAAGAAACUGCAGCCUCCUUCAAACGAUGCAUCAUCUGCUUCUGCUUCUUUAAAUCCAGUAGGUAAAAGCACUUUUUCACCAGCUUUAUUAAGAACUGCACCUUGUGUAUCUGAGUCGCUGAGAAAAUGUAACUCAUCACCCAGUACUCCUAAGGCCAAGCUUAUUCCAGCCCAGAAGUCAAGAGAUGUGCCUGAAUCCACACUUUUGCCAAAUAAGUGUUCUGGAAAAAUUGAACCAAAGCAUUUGAAACACCACCAUGUGUCUUCCAGGGAUUAUGCAGUCUCUCACUCAGCUGCACGUUUAAAUUCAUCAUCAAAGUGUCCAAAGCCACCUAAGGCAAAUCUGCACGUAAGGCCUAACCCUUCUCCUUCUUUCCAGUCUCCUGCAAAAGUGACAACAUCCAGUUCCAAAACGAUAACCACGGGUCUGAGAACACAGUCUCAGCCACGUGUUGGAGCUCCGCAAGCGGGGGCAAUGCCAGCACAGAAACUUAAGUCAGCCUUGAAUUUAAACCAGCCACUUUCUGUAUCCUCAGUUGCUCCUGCAAAAGCUGCAGAGAAGUCGAAAGAUAAUAUGGUUUCAGUUGCCAAAAAGCAGCCUCAGAGUAAAAUCACAUCCCAGAAGACAGGACCCAGCUCCUCCAGGUCCCCGGGCCGUACCCCGCUGUCCAUUGUGAGUCUUCCCCAGUCUUCUGCCAAAGCACAACCUGAACCAAAGUCAGCACAGACUGCCACCAAGAGCCAGUGCUUAGCCAAAGGGCUUCCCAAAAGUGGCAAAGCCCCGGCUGCAACCAGGAAGCCACCCUCAUCUGGCAAGGAGGCAGUUAGUGGAGAUAAAAAACCUGCAAAGAAGAAGGAAGACAAUGAUCAUUAUUUUGUUAUGACUGGAAGUAAGAAACCUAGAAAAUAAACAUAAUGUGUCAUUCUAAGAGAAGAGAGGAAAGAAAGUGAGUGUGUUAGCUGCACACCUUAAAAGUUUCUUCUAUUUGUGUUUAUCCAAAUAGGUUCAGACAUUAAGUACAAUAAGAUGGGGGUAGAGGUUGGGGCGAGGAGGGGCUCAUCAGAAUUCACACACCUGAAUUCACCAGAAGGUACCCUUUUAAGGUGAACAGUGGUAAAAUCACCGGGAGAUUCUUAUUAGUUAUAGACAUUUAUAUGAUUUUCAGUCCAUGACAUCUUCGUUAAUGUCUGCCCAUUAAUGGAAAUGUAAAGUCAAAUAACACUACUAGGUUUAUAACUGUAGUUGCUGUAUUUUGAAUAUGUGUUAAAUGUGGAGGUUAUUACCUGCUAAUAGAAACGGAGGUGCUCUUAAUAUAAGUUACUGCAUUUUAGUUUAAAAGCAACGGUUUGGCACUUGUCUUACAAAAGACAUCUUAUUUUGUUUCCUGUUCAGGAUUGCCUGAUGGAACAAUACUAAGUACCAGUAGCUGCUGCUGAUUAGCUUAGUGUUACUCUGGGUUUGGUAGAAUUGCUAUUAUUUAAAAUUUUUUUAAGCUUUCCAAAUCAGAAGGAACUGAUUUUUUUAACUGACUUCUAUUAACCUUGGUAAUAUUUUGUUACCAGUAUUUUUGGUAAAAAAAAAUAAAAUUAAGGUAUUGAAAUAUAAAUUGAAACUUGGAAAAAAUUUUUUUCACAUAUUAUUUAUAAGAACUUAUACCUUAUAUUUUAGAUGGACAUUGUGCAAUGUGAAAGGGGAAAUGAUUUAGUAACUUUUAGCAUAUUAGAAAUAUUUUUUAAUAGUGUAAUUUUCUGUGAGUACAGAUAUCAAUUUUUACAUUAAAAUAAUGUUUAACAUCAGAAUUAUGUUUUAACAAUCUUAAAAUUAAGGUGAUAUUAAAGAAUAUUAAAGUGGUGCUACAUAAAAAUUCUGUCAUGUGAUUACUAUUUUUCUUUAGCACAAUAAUACAAGUUUUAAUUAGAGGUUUCCAAUUAUGUUAAUUUUCUUCAAUAAAGUCAUGCUGCCUUCAGUUUUCCAAUGGCAAAUGGACAGUAUGUAUGCAGCGUUUUCUAUUCUGUAGGCAGAUUCUCCAAGGAACUUACCCAGAUCAUGUAGUGGCUAUAUAGACUGUCGAUCUGGGAUGAUAUUUGUAAAUAAUAUGUUUUUUAAUAGAUUGUGACUAUUUAAAAAAUUGUUAAUGUACUUUCAGAAGUUUUAGGGGUGUGUUUAAUAACUUCACAGUAUUAUCAGCUAUCACAGGUUAUUUUCAGUAUUGAGGUCUGUGUUUCCCUAUUUUAAACUAAAAUGUGUCUUCUAAAGAAAAAUAACGGUUCACACAAAUGUGCAAUCGUAGAAUAAGCAUCUUAAGCUGACUGCUGAUGUUUGUAGAUUUUAAAGCAAGAAACUUUUGUAUAAAAGUGAGCUAUCUUUUGUCUGAGAAAUACAGUUAAAAUCAAAGCUGCGUGCAGGCUAGUUUUUGAAAUAAUUGAUGCUUCUCUUCUUAAAAGAGACAGUCACCAAAUAUUUAGUUGAGUUCCACUGUUGAUCUGGGCAUUGAGGGAGAUAAUAUUUACAUCUUUGGAAAGUGAAGUCAGUGUUCAAGAAGUACCAGAAGGGGCUUCCCUGGUGGCGCAGUGGUUGAGAGUCCUCCUGCCAAUGCAGGGGACACGGGUUCGGGCCCUGGUCUGGGAAGAUCCCACGUGCCGCGG